UCUUGUUCGUUUGUCUUCUUCUCCAAUCCGCACGAAUUCACUGUUGUCGAUUUUGGGGGUUUCUGUGAAUGAUUGAGAUUUCGGAUUGCUUUUGAAAUUUGUUUUCUCCACAGAUUCUCUAGUUUAUUCCUUCAUCGGGAGUGUGUGACAGCUAUAAACUCUGUAUUCUCUAUCCUCAACCACUGUCACAUAAGUUUUAUGUGUUUCAUCUCUUUUAUGCGGUCAUCAAUGGACGACUUGUUGUGGAAGCUUAUGACCGAUGCUUAGUUCUAUAUCAUUUGGAUCGAAUAGAUAACAGAGAGAAGGUUGUUUAAGCAUUGGUAUGGGUUUGCCACACACUGCUUCAGAUGAGCAACCCCAUCAAGCUUCCUCGUCUGCUUCAAGUUGCAGUCUUUCUCAAAGUUUGCCUGUAAAUGCCACUCCCUGUGAUUCAUACAGCGUUAACAGAGGCAGUGAGGGAAGCCUCUGCUCCUCCAUUGGAGAAUCUGAUAGGGAAACAACAUUGGAAAGUUUGGGGUUUAUAGAUGAUCCGUGGAGAUGCCAUCAAGAAACGAAUUAUGCAAUGGAUAAGGUUAACUGGAAUCGAGCUGAAGUUCGAAGGAUAGUUGGUUUCCAGUCAGAUGAAAGUAGCUCACCGAGUAAUGAACACACGAGUAUUACCAUUGGUGGAUCUCAUGAAGUAGAUAUUACUGGUGGAUCGUUAGUCAGGAAACGAGUAAGCUCUCCUAUUAAUACGCUUUGCCCUGAGAAAUUUAUAGGCAACCCGCUUGAUAUCAGCUGCACCAACCAACAAUUGACUUCUAAUGCACAAGAUCACAAAAAGGCCAAUAUCUCCGGGAGAUUACAUCUCUCGUCACACAAGAGUAAACUUUCAUCUAUCGUUUUCACGGAUGGUCCAUUGCUUGGCUCCAGUGAUCUGCAGCCCACAAAGGGCGUGGAUUGUUUAUAUUCACAAGUACAUGUUACAUCUCAAAUACCCGUUAACCCCAUACCAUGUCAUAAGAGUAUAUCUGUCUCUCCGACACUUUCUCUGUCACCUCUUGGGCCGAGGUUUUCCGAGAGAAUGAAAGCUUUACAAGGGGGCAUAAUUGGGAAAUUUUUCGAAGAUGGUGUUUGUGUAAGGAAUACCGCUGAAGAAACAGAACUCCAGACUGGUCAUAGAUUUAUUGGUAAUGCUAAUACUAUCCAGAGAGCGUUUUCAAUGGAGAGAGCUAUUGAAUCAGCUCCUACAUCUCCAUGUAAAAGGUUUAGUAGAAGCUUGAGUGGACGUCCCAUUCAAAGGUCAUUAGUUGGUUCUUUUGAAGAAUCCCUCUUGUCAGGAAGAUAUUCCUAUGGGCAAACUAGCCAGAAGAUCGAUGGUUUUCUUGCUAUUCUUAGUAUUGCUGGUGGAAACAUCUCUCCAAAAACACAGAAGCUUCCAUUCUCAGUAACAAGUGUUGGUGAUGAUUGCUUCUUACUAUACUAUGCCUCCAUAGAUCUCUGUGGAGGAUCUUUGCAAAACAAGUUAUGGGGUCAAAAAUUGGAAACGAACCAAAACAACUCUGAUUCUCAGACCUUUAAUAGCCGGUUGCGGAUACCUAUGAAGGGUCGGAUUCAACUGGUUUUAAGUAACCCUGAAAAGACACCUCUUCACACUUUCCUCUGUAACUAUGACUUAACUGAUAUGCCGCACGGUACAAAGACUUUCCUGCGCCAAAAGGUUACUCUAGCUUCCUCUGUUCCGACAAAAGCCAAAAACUCUAUAGAUGCAGACCAAACUCUUGCAACUAAAUCUAGCAAAAGAUCUGAUUCAGUGGAUGAAUUUCAUUCACCAAGUGAGUGUGAGAACAGCAAGUGUCGUGAGACUUACAGAGAAACAGGACAAUGCUGUUCAAAGUCUGGAGUCUUACGCUACGCUCUUCAUCUUAAAUUUCUUUGCCCUUUACGCAAGAAAGCUUCAAAAUUAGGUCAUAAGAAAAGCUUGAAUGCAGAAGAUGGAGAGAGGAGGUUCUAUUUGUAUAAUGACUUGAGAGUUGUGUUUCCUCAACGACACACAGAUUCUGAUGAAGGAAAGUUGAAUGUGGAGUAUCAUUACCCAGAAAAUCCAAGAUACUUUGACGUAACCAAUUGAAUCUACGCUUCCGAAGUUGUUCGGGAUAUUUAUAGUUACAAAUAGUAUUCUUUUUCUUUUUGUUAGAAGGAAAAAUAAAAGAAUGUUGCACAUAAAAUACAGAAUAAUCUCUAUCUAUAGCCAUAGCCAUAAGUUUAAGAAAUGGCAGUGACCCACACAUUUUCAAGUGGGUAUUGUCAUAUCACUUUAUUAUUAUUUUUUGCUAAAACGGUAAAUCUAUAAAU
This is a messenger RNA of Eutrema salsugineum, 2334 nucleotides long. RefSeq lists its product as uncharacterized. Lineage: Eukaryota; Viridiplantae; Streptophyta; Magnoliopsida; Brassicales; Brassicaceae. The record is from RefSeq and is a predicted model, not a curated record. The transcript is spliced from 6 exons. Bases 323 to 2110 code for a protein of 595 amino acids.